CGUUGGGUGCAUCAGCGGCUCGUCACGCGGGAUAAUUUCGCGCAGGCUGCCCGAACCAGUGACAAACAUGAAAGCUCUCCCAUUAUCAUCAUUGGGCGCCGUGUGAAGUUGGAGUUAGUCAUUCGUGGCGAUACGCGCCAGUGGAGUCAUGUUUCCUCCGUCAACUCAACGCCGGGGCAAAAUUUUCACUUUUCAGUCCGAGGCCCACACGAGCGAAGCGGCGCACCGGGAGCCCAGAGUGCAGGUAGUCCUUGCUGCGAGAAUCAGCGGCGACUUCCUUCGGCGUCCCGAGACACCGACGGGGGGGACUCUUCACUUUUUCCAAUCAUUUAUCCCCGAUCCGUUUGAUUCGCUCAAUGAGCAGCGAAGCAGUUCCGUCGCCAUCAGCCGCGCAUAGACGCGCUCGAUCGAGCCGAUCGACGAUAUUUGUCGGGGUCGCGACUCGAAGAUUCGAACGAACGUGUAGGACACAGCUACAGCCCUGGUGUACACCGAGCCCUGUAAAGGGCCCGGCGAGCGCCGGGCCCAUCCCUGGGCCAACCGCGAAGUCUCCCGGCCCAUUCCAUUCCGGAUCCGUAGUCGUCUCUUACGUGCAUCGGCCGGCGGAGGAAGCAUUCCAUUCAUGUUUCGGAGCGCGCAACACGCUCAUCGCCGCGAGUGAGAGAGCGAGGGCCACGAAGAGAUCGCGACCGGGCCUGUCCACCAGGAGGGUAUGGAGCCCUCGCUACCUGGCGCCGUUCUCGACGCCGGUUACGCGCCGUGAUGAGGAUCGACGAGCGAAUCCGCGAGGGAAUAUCAGUCCGCCUUGGGAGCGCGUCCAGCACGUGGUCCUGUGCGUUAUCGUCUGGGCUUGCUCCGAAUACAUCCGGGGAUGCAGUGAAGCUGCGCUGGUAGAAGUCGAGAUGUUGUGAUGGCUGGUAGAUCACGACGUUCGAGCACAGAGCUCGAACCAGAUCUAUCGACGCCAACGGCUCCGAAGAAAUCCAGGCAAUCCGAAACGUUACCCGAAGAAACAGUCGCGGAAGAGGACUUGACGAAAUCAGGAAGCACCGAGACGCCGUCUACGAGCGAGACCUCUUCACAGGCGGAGAUCGCGCUCGCUCAGGAGAAGGAGAAGCAGCUUGAGGAAAUUGCCGAAUUCGCGGAAGCAUCGAAGCAAUCGUCGUUGGCCAGCGAGACGUCAUUGAGCUCGAGCGAAACAGGUGUGUCCGAGCAGAAGACAGACACCGCUACGACAUCGACAGAGGCGACUCCGGGCUCGUCGAAGGAAGAACAGUUCGGCACAUUGAAAUCCAUUGUAAUGAAGUACAGCAGUCAACGGGAGCUCUCUGCUUCUGCCGAAAAAACGUCAGAAAUGACGGUUCAGAUUCAAACGUCCUUGCUGGGUGAACAUGCGUCUUACGAGGAGCUGUCGCUUAUCGGGAACGGCGCUUACGGCACCGUGUACAAAGCGAAAGAUAGGACCAGCGGUCAGGUCGUAGCACUUAAGAAAGUCAGGGUACCUUUAACGGAGGAUGGUCUACCUAUGUCCACACUGAGAGAGAUCGCCACUUUGAAGCAGCUCGAGCGAUUUGAACACCCGCACAUCGUCAGAUUAUUGGAUGUUUGUCAAGGAAGUUAUCUCGACUUACCCUCGGCCGAGCGAUCCGGAAGAUUGGACCGCGGCCUCACCCUGUGGCUGGUGUUCGAGCACGUGGAAAGAGAUCUCGCUUCUUACAUAUCUAGCUGUCCGCGGACAGGUAUCCCUCCGUAUCUCGUGAGGCAAAUGUCGAAGGAGAUACUCUGUGGAGUAGAGUUCCUACAUAGCCAUAGAAUAAUACACAGGGAUUUGAAGCCACAAAAUCUGCUGGUGACGCGGGACGGAAGAAUCAAAAUCGCAGAUUUCGGCCUGGCUAAGACCUACGACUUCGAAAUGAGAUUGACUUCCGUUGUCGUAACACAAUGGUAUCGAGCACCUGAAGUACUCUUGGGAUGUUCCUACGCUACUCCUGUAGAUAUUUGGUCUGUCGGGUGCAUAAUGGCGGAACUUUACAAAUUGGAGCCAUUAUUCCCGGGUACCAGUGAGGGGGACCAACUCGACAGGAUUUUCCAAGUUGUUGGUACUCCAUCACAGCAAGCAUGGCCGGAGAACGUAUCAGUCAGUUGGACAGCUUUCCCUCAUAGACAACCCAGACCUCUUGGUGCAAUAAUACCAGAUGUAGAUGAACACGGACUAGAUUUAAUUAAGAAUAUGCUCAUGUUUGAUCCUCAUAGUCGUAUAACUGCAGCUCAAGCUGUAAGACACCGAUACUUUGCUGAAGAUGACGCGUGAUGACUUUUCCGUAAGUUGUCUAACUAUUUACCACUAUGUAAACUAGCAAACAUUCAGACUGACGUAAUUAUAUUUUAAAAUAGAAAUAUAUAUGACACUUAAGCACACUAUAUGAUAAUCUGUAAAGUAAAUUUUUAAGUAUAGCAUUAUAUUCGUAUAUACUAAAAGUAUGCCAGAAUUCAAUUCGAAUAUUCAGAUUCACUUGUGUUUCUAUAAACAUUGCUGUUUAGAUUCAGAUUCAAUUAACAGUUAAAAUUAGGGUUUAAAUUUAUGUCAAAAUUAAAUAUGAUUUCGUAGUAACUAUAUAUGUAGCCUAGCAUACUAUUUUUACAUGUUUACAGAGCUAAUUUGUUAACAUUACAGCGUAAUAACCUAAUAAUUCUACGAAAUGAACUUUAAUAUUUAAGUUAAUUUAUCCUACAGUUUAAUGUAUAACGC
Molecule: messenger RNA, 2749 nt
Organism: Harpegnathos saltator (Jerdon's jumping ant)
Lineage: Eukaryota; Metazoa; Arthropoda; Insecta; Hymenoptera; Formicidae
Product: Cyclin-dependent kinase 4
Exons: 5
Coding region: 911-2311 (466 amino acids)
Biological process (GO): regulation of gene expression; G1/S transition of mitotic cell cycle; signal transduction
Cellular component (GO): cyclin-dependent protein kinase holoenzyme complex; nucleus; cytoplasm
Molecular function (GO): cyclin-dependent protein serine/threonine kinase activity; ATP binding; cyclin binding
Source: RefSeq, a predicted model, not a curated record